Fusarium sp. VM40 is the source of this 1752-nucleotide messenger RNA. The record is from the annotation of a GenBank genome assembly. NCBI's taxonomy places the organism in Eukaryota, Fungi, Ascomycota, Sordariomycetes, Hypocreales, Nectriaceae.
AUGGCUUCCGCGGAUGAGCUCAAGGCUCUGGGUAACAAGGCCAUUGCCGAGAAGAACUUCGACGAGGCUGUCGAAAAGUUCACUGAGGCUAUUGCCAUUCAGCCCGAAAACCACAUUCUUUACAGCAACCGAUCUGCUGCUUACGCCUCGAAGAAGGACUGGGAACAUGCCCUGAAGGAUGCCGAGAAGACCACAGAGAUCAAGCCCGACUGGGCCAAGGGUUGGGGACGCAAGGGUGCUGCUUUGCACGGACAGGGCGACCUCUUGGGCGCGAACGAUGCCUACGAGGAGGGAUUGAAGCAUGAUGCCAACAAUGCCCAGCUCAAGAGUGGUCUGGCUUCAGUCAAGAAGGCUAUGGACGCCGAAGUUGGCGGACCUCAAGACCCAAGCGGUGGCCUCGGCCAGAUGUUCAACGACCCUCAGAUGAUGCAGAAGCUUGCUUCAAACCCCAAGACCAGCGGCUUCCUCGCCGACCCCUCCUUCAUGGCCAAGCUACAAUCGAUGAAGGACAACCCUUCAAACGCUGCCGACAUCUUCAGCGACCCCCGUUUGUUGACUGUCAUGGGUGUCUUGAUGGGUGUUGAUCUGGAGAUGCGCGAGCGUGAGGUCGACCCCAACGCCCCUGAUAUCCAGGAUACUGCCAUGCCCGAUGCGCCGCCACCUGCCCCUAAGCAGGCUCCUAAGCAGCCCGAGCCCAAGAAGGCCCCUACGCCCGAGCCUGAGCCCGAGGACGAAGAGGCUAUCGAGAAAAAGAAGAAGAAGGAGGAGGCCGACAAGGAGAAGGCUCUGGGUACCGAGAACUACAAGAAGCGAAACUUUGACGAGGCUAUUGCACACUACACUAAGGCCUGGGAGACCUACAAGGAUAUCACCUACCUGAACAACCUGGGAGCUGCUUAUUUCGAGAAGGGAGACUACGACCAGGCCAUUGAGGCUUGCACCAAGGCUGUUGAGGAGGGACGUGAGAUCUAUGCCGACUUCAAGCUCAUUGCCAAGAGUUACGCCCGUAUUGGUACAUGUUAUGACCGCAAGGGAGACUUCGAGAAGGCUGUUGAGAACUACAACCGAUCUCUGACUGAGCACCGAACUCCCGACGUCCUCAACAAGCUCCGUGCUGCUGAGCGUCAGAAGACAGAGUCUGACAGAAAGGCUUAUAUCGACCCUGCCAAGGCUGAGGAGGCACGUGAGGAGGGUAACAAGAAGUUCAAGGAGAUGGACUUCCCUGGUGCCGUUGCCGCCUACACAGAGAUGACCAAGCGAGCCCCCGAGGACCCUCGUGGUUACAGCAACCGAGCUGCGGCCUUUGUCAAGCUCUUCGAGUUCCCCAGUGCUCUCGAGGACUGUGACAUUGCUAUUAAGAAGGACCCUACCUUCAUCCGAGCAUACAUCCGCAAGGCCCAGGCCUACUUCGGCAUGCGCAAGUACUCAGAGUGUGUUGAUGCCUGCACCGAGGCCCAGCAUAUCGACCAGGAGCACCACAAUGGUGCCAACGCUCGUGAGAUUGAGCAACAGCAGCAAAAGGCUUUGUCGGCUAUGUACUCUGCCCGUGAUAACGAGACUGAAGAGCAGACCCGAGAACGCCUGACAAAGGACCCCGAAAUUAUGGGCCUCAUGCAAGACCCCGUAAUGCAGUCGAUCCUCCAGCAAGCUCAGUCGGAGCCCGCUGCUCUCCAGGAGCACAUGAAGAACCCUGGCGUGCGGUCCAAGAUCCAGAAGCUGAUCGCUGCCGGUGUGAUCCGUGUUGGUCGGUAA